CAGCAGCCGCAGACCAACGGUAGCCGCUCAGACACCAAAAUGGCCGCAGCGAUGGCGUCCGCCCUGUCCGCCCGUGUCGGUGUCCGUGUGGCCCGGCCCACCCGCGCCUCCAGCGUGGUUGUGGCGGCUGCUCGCCCCACCUGGUACCCUGGUGCCACCCCCCCCAAGCACCUUGAUGGCUCCAUGCUGGGCGACUACGGCUUUGACCCCCUGCGCCUGGGCAGCAAGGACAAGGACGUGCUCAAGUACUACCGCGAGGGCGAGCUGACCAACGGCCGCUGGGCCAUGGCCGCUGUCGCCGGCAUCCUCUUCACCGACCUGGUGGGCCUGGGCCCCUGGUGGGAGGCGGGCGCCAAGGUGGAGUCUUCCUUUGACCUGAAGACCCUGAUCAUCGUUGAGAUCGUGACCUUUGCCAUCCUGGAGGGCUUCCGCGCCAAGGCGUACGAGAAGACGGGCGAGACCGGGCUGGGCCCCUUUGCGCCCUUUGACCCCCUCAACAUGCGCAGCGACGAGACGCGGCUCAAGGAGCUGAAGAACGGGCGCCUGGCCAUGCUGGCCAUCCUGGGCUUCAGCAGCCAGGCCGCGGUGCAGGGCAAGGGCCCCAUCGAGUGCUUGCAGGCGCACCUGGCCGACCCCGGCCACAACAACAUCUUCACCUCGUCUGUGGGCGCGGAGGCCACAGUGGCCGUCAUCCUGCUGGCCAUGACCCCUUGCCUGAUCGAGUCCAAGAACGUGCUGCAGGGCACCGAUGAGGAUGAGUUCCGCCCCAUCCCCUGGUGAGCAGCUCAGCAGCUUCCCGCCCCGAGCAGUAGGGCGCUGGCUGGCUGCCCGGGUGUGCCAGGGCUCCGCCUCGGGGCGGGCUGUACACAGAGUCGAAAAUUUUUAUGUCAUCUUUUAGGAUGAACGGGAUGAACUGUUCACCGUGUAGGCCUGUAACUGUUCACAAUGCUAA
Messenger RNA from Chlorella variabilis, 952 nucleotides. RefSeq lists its product as hypothetical. Bases 40 to 780 code for a protein of 246 amino acids. The transcript is spliced from 6 exons. The record is from RefSeq and is a predicted model, not a curated record. Gene Ontology annotation, biological process: photosynthesis, light harvesting in photosystem I; response to light stimulus. Gene Ontology annotation, cellular component: membrane. Lineage: Eukaryota; Viridiplantae; Chlorophyta; Trebouxiophyceae; Chlorellales; Chlorellaceae.